Phanerochaete carnosa HHB-10118-sp is the source of this 1627-nucleotide messenger RNA. RefSeq lists its product as uncharacterized. Bases 1 to 1209 code for a protein of 402 amino acids. The transcript is spliced from 4 exons. The record is from RefSeq and is a predicted model, not a curated record. Gene Ontology annotation, biological process: lipid metabolic process. NCBI's taxonomy places the organism in Eukaryota, Fungi, Basidiomycota, Agaricomycetes, Polyporales, Phanerochaetaceae.
AUGAACCCUCGAUAUCGUAAGCCUUUAACAUGGGGUAAUUUAUCUGGAGCAUUGGUCUAUCUGGUUCCGUACCUCUUCAUGUGCUACCUGGCUAGAAGAAAAGAUACCCGGCCAAUACGUCUCCUGCUCCUUCCGACCAUUCUGGCAAUGGUCAUACGCGGAACUUACUAUUACGACUGGUUUGAGCCCAGAUAUUAUUUCUUUACGUGGAUUAGAGCACUCUUGGGCAUCACAGUCGCUGUUCAAAGCGUUGAUCUCGCCUUUUCUGCGAAGGGCAGGCUUAAGAUCGGCGAGACAGAGCUUCCACCAUUGUACGGCGACUCGCGAACAUCCGGUGAACAGACCCAGUGUUCAGGAUUGCUCCCACAUUGGGCCCUGGAAGCCUUCGACGUGGCGUUCGCUCUGCGAGGCAUCGGGUGGCAAUUCGGCAAGGGAGCCAGUUUUCCCAAAGACGCAAGAUCGCUCCAGCGCGGCGCGUUUCUCAAAGCUACUGCACUCACAUUUGUCAAAAACUACCUCGUCCUCGACUUCGUCAUCGGCGUGAUCCAACAGCUCCCUGGCGUCGGCUCGACAGCAGGCGGCAGCAUGUUCUACACGAGCCUUCCCUCGUUUCCGCGUUACGUCGCCUCGACACUCAUUUUCUUCAUAUCCGGAGCCGCCAUGACAGCAGGAUUCGAAACUUUGUACGCGCUUGGGACCCUCAUUGGUGUCGGGAUUCUCGGGCAGUCUCCAGCGGCGUGGCCUCCGCUCACGGCCAACCCUUUCGCCACGGAGUCGCUGAGCGACUUAUGGGCCAAGCGCUGGCAUCAGACGCUGCGCAGGACAUUUAUGGUUAUGGGCGGCAUACCCCUGGGAUGGGUUGCCGGUCGUCCGGGCGUCGUAAUAGGUGCUUUCGUCGCAUCUGGCCUCUUCCACGAGCUCGGGGCGUACGCCCUUGGCCGCGGGAUGGACCACCGUGUCACGUUGUUCUUCACUCUUCAAGGCGUCGCGGUAUUACUGGAGAGUCUGUGGUUCGGAAUCACAGGGCGCAAGGUCAGUGGCUGGGCGGGCCGCCUUUGGGCAUAUCUCGUUAUGGUUCCCUCAGGGCAGAUGUGCCUCGACGCGUGGUUCAACCGAGGCCUCGGAGGUUCACUCUUCAUUCCCAAAUUCAUGAGUCCGGCACAGUCGUUGAUUAUUCCAGCAGCCAAGCAAUUUUUAGGUCGUCUAUAGUACAUAAGCUAAUUCCGGUUAUAUACAACUUUUCCCUUCUUGAAGGAGUCAUGUCUACAGUAUACCGAAGAUAAUAUGAAAUAAAGAACAAAACGAGGAAGCAUCAUACACGUAAGGGUACGGCCUGGCACCCAAAAGGGGGAUCUAGCUCGCAGGGGGCGGGAAGGUGGGAGCUACACAAGUAAGUUACUACUGUCCAUGUCAGGAUUUAUCAUCUUCUACUAUCCGAAUACAGCGAAAGGAUCGGCAUGAGUUACGGUAUGAAGGAGCGUUCGAUAUUUUUGCUUUAGGGAAGCGGGUGUUAGCAUGCGCAUUCUGAACCUUGUAUUACGACGUACUUCCUGUAGGAUGAAGGCGAAUCCAUAUGCGAGUUGAAGUCCGUAUCUACUCUGAUAGAAAGCGUCUGAUUCUCCUGUUG